GAUCAUAUGCCCACAACUGUUGACAUGUCGGUACCUGCUCCAGUAACCUCUACAGCGGACAAGGCUUUUAGUGUUGAAAUUGAGGGUGAAGAUAAGCAGGAGUCUUUGCAUGUAUAUGAGGAUAUUCCUAGUACAUCGUUGACGAAAGUAAUGGAAGAUCAGGUAACAGAUGUAGGGGCAAUGCAGGAAGCUGAUGGUCUGGAUAGAAGCAAUCUAGUCAAAGCAGUGAUAUGGAGAUUGAUAGCCAAAAGAAUCUCACUUUGUCUGAGGUUGGUGAGAAUGCACAGUCUGUUUCAAGAUUUGCUUUGGACGACAAUAGAAUAGAGGAGGCAUCUCAUGAAGCAGCCC
Messenger RNA from Prosopis cineraria, 348 nucleotides. RefSeq lists its product as uncharacterized. Bases 7 to 324 code for a protein of 105 amino acids. Lineage: Eukaryota; Viridiplantae; Streptophyta; Magnoliopsida; Fabales; Fabaceae. The transcript has 2 exons. The record is from RefSeq and is a predicted model, not a curated record.